Molecule: messenger RNA, 651 nt
Organism: Pseudogymnoascus verrucosus
Lineage: Eukaryota; Fungi; Ascomycota; Leotiomycetes; Thelebolales; Thelebolaceae
Exons: 1
Coding region: 187-600 (137 amino acids)
Source: RefSeq, a predicted model, not a curated record
GUUAUGAGGUGUAUAAAGCCUGUGCACUUGUCCAUAGAAGUCUGGGGUAAUUGUCGUUCAAUCGCGGAAAAAUAUCUUGCCACAUAACCCAUACCCAUAACCAUAACCUCUCGUCGCUGUCAUUGUCGCUCGGCAUUAUUCGGCUGAUCGCUUCCAAUUAUAUAUUCCAACAUCCAGCAAGACAUUAUGGACACCACCAAAGCCACUACUAUGAAAGUGGUGCACAAUUCACGCGCCGGAGUGCCGUCGGUUCCCGGCAAAACAAUGGGUGUAUUCACUGGCGAUGUCUGGCUGGAUCAGGUGAUCAGACAGGACAACAUGUCUGUAGUAAAUGUCAACUUUACGCCAUGUUCGAGGACUAAUUGGCACCGCCACGAGGGGGGCCAACUGCUGCGGGUUACGGCCGGAUCAGGAUGGAUUUGCGAGAAGGGAGAUCAACCUCAACGGAUCGCUGUAGGGGAUGUUAUCUGGUGUCCUCCUGGGUCUCAUCACUGGCAUGGUGCUGACGACGGAAGCUAUAUGGUUCAUGAGGCUGUUACACUAGGGAAGAUCGAUUGGUAUGAACAAGUGACUGAUGAAGAGUAUGCCGCAAAGAAAUAGGGAUAUUGAUACGUGGACACGGGAAAUAAUGUACAUAGGGAUUGAUUAAAU